AGUGGUACCUGAGAAUGCGUACGAACUCGGACAUGUGAUACGUUCAACUUGUAAAGACUCCUCUUCAAUAAUACUAUCAAUUUCUACGAUUAUUUCGUUCGACUGAAACAUUAAUUUUAAAUGUAUUAUUACUCUACAUUCGUGCCAUACUACCUAUUCAUCGAGUCAACGAGAACUUAAAGAGGAAGUUCGUACGAUGACAUUUCUAUCUCAGGGUGAGUUCGACGAACCCCUCAUCGAAGAUCGCAAGAAUAAUUUCCAGCUCUUUCUGCAAACCAGCUCAAGGCUGUCGAAUCGACGUAAAGGAGUAUCCGUAGUUUGGAAAGAUUUAACCGUCGUAGCUGAAAUCAGAAAACAAAAACUAUUUAGAGAUGCUAAAAAAACCUACAAAUCUAUCGUUCAUAAUGUUUCAGGGGCAAUAUUUCCAGGAAGUUUGGUGGCUAUCAUGGGAGCUAGUGGAGCUGGAAAAACAACCCUCAUGUCAGUGCUUUCCAAUCGAUGUCCUAGCGGUUUCCGAAUCGAUGGAGAAGUUCGAAUAGAUGGUCAAUCGAUAGAAAAAUUCGAUAAACGUGUGUCCGGCUAUGUUUAUCAAGAUGACUUAUUUAUGAAUUGCUUAACCGUUUGGGAACAUUUAAAUUUCGUCGCGAAAUUACGUUUAGAUAGGAAUAUAGACGAAUCAGAUCGUAAGCAAUUGAUACUGAAAACUUUGAAAGAAAUAGGUCUACUUAAAAUAGCCAAUAGACGAAUAGGCAACUCGAAAUUAAACAAAGAGAAAACGUGUUUAUCGGGAGGUGAAAGGAAAAGGUUAUCGGUUGCUACCGAGUUACUAACAGAGCCCAUGUUGCUUUUCUGCGACGAACCAACUACCGGGUUGGAUUCGUUCACAGCGCAGAAAACGAUAACGAUGUUGCAAAGCUUGGCGGUUAAUCAUAAUAAAACAAUUAUAUGCUCGAUUCAUCAACCUAAUCAGCAAAUUUUCGAAUUAUUUAAACAAAUCGUGCUGCUAUCUCAGGGUAGAAUUGUAUUCAAUGGAUCUCCAGACGACGCGAAGGUGUUUUUUCAAAGCCAAGGUUAUCAGUAUACAGAGGAGCAGAAUCUCGCAGAAUAUUUUAUUAAAUCUAUCGCAAAUAGGCAACUCGAAGAGAAAAAAAAACUGUCUGCGGUGCCCCUACACGUGGCUUUCUCCGAGAGCGAAUACUCGGCUAAGAUUAAAAAAUACGUCGAUAAUGUGAUGAAACAAAAUAAUUCCGAGGUACUCGUCAACAGCGAUAGGAAUAAAAUCCAAAUGCCAUCUUGGAGUGAUAAAUUUAUAACUGUAUCGCACCGAAAUUUUCUAGAAAUGCAUAGAAAUUCUUCAGAACGUAAUAUGCGUAUAUUUCAAAAAGUAUUGAUUGGUAUUUUAAUAGGAUUAUGCUUACACGGAGCGAUACAAAAAACGCAACCAGGAUUAAGAGCUUUUCAAGCAGCUGUGUAUAUUAUGUUUAAUCAAAACUUCUACCCAUCUUUUUACGUCGGAUUGACGCGGAUUCCAGAGCAUUUACCUUUAUUUUAUAGAGAAUAUUCGAAUAAUUCUCUAACUCCUUUGAUGUUUUUCCUAUCCAGCAUUAUUACCGCUCUACCUUUUAAUAUCGUGGAGCCUUUAUCCUAUUCGCUUGUGAUUUACUACUUGUCUGGUCUUAACUUCGGCGCUUAUGCUGUGAUAAUGUCUUCAAUUGUGAAUAUCCUAUUGUAUAAUGCAACUGCAGCUUUGGGUGUACUAUUUUCGGUGUUAUUUAAAAGUCAUUUAGUAGCCCAGUCUUAUGGUAAUCCUGUAUUAAACGUUAUUAUGUUCAGUUGUGGUCUGUUCAUCAGAUUAUCAUCACUUCCACCUCUAAUCGCAUGGAUCAAGCAUAUAUCCUGGUUUACCUACGCUUGCUCUGCUAUAUACCAAAUUCAAUUGAAAAAUGUGUACAAUAUUGAAUGCGAAUCGAACGUAAACGUUCCUUGUCUACGAACAGGACGCGAAGUACUCAAACUAUUCGACUUCGAUCGGCAUAGUUUAUCUCAUAAUAUAUCCAUGAUGAUUGUAAUAUACCUAUUUUUCAACCUAGUUGCCUAUAUUGGUUUAUUAUUUAAAAUUAAAAGACGAACUGUAUAAUAAUUUCAAGUCCAGAUAUUCGUACAACCACAUCCUGUUAAUAUUUAUCUUCUUCAUUAAGCUGUCCUUUUUUUUUUUAUAGCUCUUUGUUAUACGCAUGAAUGAAUCGUUGUUAAUAAAUUUAUUAUUUAAA
Molecule: messenger RNA, 2270 nt
Organism: Planococcus citri (citrus mealybug)
Lineage: Eukaryota; Metazoa; Arthropoda; Insecta; Hemiptera; Pseudococcidae
Product: protein scarlet-like
Exons: 17
Coding region: 197-2137 (646 amino acids)
Biological process (GO): transmembrane transport
Cellular component (GO): cytoplasmic vesicle membrane; plasma membrane
Molecular function (GO): ABC-type transporter activity; ATP hydrolysis activity; ATP binding
Source: RefSeq, a predicted model, not a curated record